Messenger RNA from Rosa rugosa (rugosa rose), 4425 nucleotides. Its product is annotated as pleiotropic drug resistance protein 3-like. Gene Ontology annotation, cellular component: membrane. Gene Ontology annotation, molecular function: ABC-type transporter activity; ATP hydrolysis activity; ATP binding. NCBI's taxonomy places the organism in Eukaryota, Viridiplantae, Streptophyta, Magnoliopsida, Rosales, Rosaceae. The record is from RefSeq and is a predicted model, not a curated record. The transcript is spliced from 24 exons. The coding region runs from base 22 to 4341 and encodes 1439 amino acids.
AGUGCCUUGGAAGUUGGAACAAUGGACUUGGCUGCAGAGAUAGGAAGAAGUGUCAGGACCUCUUUUCGUGAGCAUGCAUUGAGUUUCAGGAGCACUGCAGAUGUGAGGUCUAUAAAGAAGAAUGAAGACGAAGAAGUUGAGCUGCAGUGGGCCGCCAUUGAGAGGUUGCCAACGUUUGAGCGCAUUAGGACUUCAUUGUUUGAUUGCAGCAAAGAUGAGAAGGAAGAUGAGGCUAGUAACAAGAGUAAGAUGGCACAGAUUGAUGUGUCGAAGCUAGGAUCAAUGGAGAGGCAUGUGGUCAUUCAGAAGUUGAUCAAGGAAAUUGAGGGAGAUAACCACCGGCUCUUGCAGAAACUCAGAGAAAGAAUAGACAGAGUGGGACUGCAACUGCCGACUGUGGAAGUUCGAUACCAGAAUUUGUUAGUAGAAGCAGAAUGUGAAGUAGUUCAAGGAAAACCUCUCCCAACACUAUGGAACACCGUUAAAAGCUUAUUCUCUGUUAUGACUCAGAUAGUUGGGUGCAAGCCUCAAGCAUACAAGCUAGAAAUUCUCAGAGAUAUCAGUGGCAUCAUCAAACCAUCAAGGAUGACUCUAUUGCUUGGCCCUCCAGGCUGUGGGAAAUCCACUUUAUUACAGGCGCUUGCAGGGAAACUUAACCAUUCUCUCAAGGUCCGGGGAAAUGUAACCUACAAUGGUUAUAAGCUCAAUGAGUUUGUUCCACAGAAGACAUCCGCUUAUAUAAGUCAAUAUGACUUGCACAUUUCUGAAAUGACUGUGAGGGAAGCACUGGAUUUCGCAGCACGCUGUCAGGGUAUUGGAAGCAGAGCAGAUAUAAUGAAAGAAGUCACCAGAAGGGAGAAGCAAGAAGGAAUUGUCCCAGAUUCAGAUAUUGAUACUUAUAUGAAGGCCAUUUCGGUAGAAGGGUUGAAAAAAUCUCUCAUGACAGACUACAUAAUAAAGAUCCUUGGGCUAGACAUUUGUGCUGAGACAAUUGUAGGAGAUCCAAUGCAAAGAGGAAUUUCGGGUGGCCAAAAGAAAAGACUAACAACAGGGGAAAUGAUGAUUGGUCCAGCAAGAGCUUUCUUUAUGGACGAGAUAUCAACAGGCUUAGACAGUUCCACCACCUUCCAAAUCGUCACUUGUCUUCAGCAAUUGACACACCUAACAGAAUCCACCAUCUUGGUUUCACUUCUUCAGCCAACACCUGAGACCUUUCAUCUGUUUGAUGAUAUUAUCUUGAUGGCAGAAGGAAAAGUUGUAUACCAUGGGCCUAGUGAUAAUGUGGUAGAGUUCUUUGAGAACUGUGGUUUCCGUAGCCCACCACGAAAAGGCAUUUCUGACUUCCUCCAAGAGGUGGUUUCCCAAAAGGAUCAAGCAAAGUACUGGUACGAUGAAGACCAACCCCAUGGUUAUGUUACUGUCGACAACUUUGUAAAUAUGUUCAAGGACUUCCAUGUUGGAAAGAAGCUAGAUGAGGAACUUCAAGAGCCUUUCAAUCGAUCCGAGUUCCAUAAAGAUGCUUUGUCAUUCAACAUUUACUCAUUGAGAAAAUGGGAACUCUUCAAAGCAUGCCUUGCUAGAGAAUGGCUUCUGAUGAAGCGCAACUCGUUUGUCCAUGUAUUCAAAUCAGCACAGCUUGUGGUCAUUGCGCUAGUAACAAUGACCGUGUUUCUUCGUACAUGGAUGAAAGUUGAUGAGAUCCAUUCAAAUUUCUUUAUGAGUUCUUUGUUUUAUGCUCUACUUAGAUUGGUGUGCAAUGGCACUGCAGAGUUAUCAUUGACUGCUUCCAGACUUGCAGUGUUUUACAAGCAAAGAGACUUUUAUUUCUAUCCUGCAUGGGCUUAUUCGGUUCCAUCUGCCAUCCUAAAGAUUCCAUUUUCAUUGAUAGACGCUUUUCUAUGGACAGCACUUACUUAUUAUGUCAUCGGUUACAGUCCUGAACCCGAGAGGUUCUUCAAGCAAUUCAUUCUUUUAUUCCUUGUCCAUCAAGUAGCAAUAUCACUGUUCCGUUUGAUUGCAUCCUUGGUCCGAAAUCCUUCUCUUGCAGCCCCUGUUGGUCUUUUCUCCUUAAUUGUAAUGUUUCUAUUUGGCGGCUUCAUAAUUCCAAAAACUUCUCUACCUAGCUGGCUGGAAUGGGGCUUUUGGCUUUCCCCAUUGGUAUAUGCAGAAAUUGGUGCUACAGGAAACGAAUUCCAUGCUCCAAGGUGGCAAAAGCUCUCAUCUUCAAAUAUCACAAUAGGUCAGCAAGCUCUAAAAGACCGUGGUCUUGAUUUCAGUGAAUACUUCUAUUGGAUAUCUAUAGGAGCUUUACUUGGAUUUUGGUUGGUUUUCAACCUAGGUUUCACCUGUGCUCUCAGUUAUUUAAAGUCUCCAGGGAUGAGUUCUCGAACAAUCAUUUCUCAUGAAAGGUUGUCUCGUCUGAAGGAAAAGGAAAGUCUAAACAAUUCCCCUCAAAAAAAAAAAUUAACUCGUAUAGAAACUCGAAUAAGAGUUGAAGAUUCUACAAAUAUAGGGGUCUUACCUUUUGAGCCCUUGACUAUAUCAUUUGAGAAAGUGCAAUAUUUUGUCGACUUACCCCAGAAACUGAGAGAGCAAGGUGUUCCACCAAAACGACUACAACUUCUUCAAGAUAUAACUGGUGCAUUUAGACCUGGAGUUCUUACAGCACUUAUGGGUGUUAGUGGAGCUGGAAAGACAACACUGAUGGAUGUUCUUUCAGGAAGGAAAACUGGUGGAAUUAUUGAAGGAGACAUUAGAAUUGGAGGACACCCAAAAGUCCAAGAAACAUAUGCCAGAAUAUCUGGGUAUUGCGAGCAAAGUGACAUACAUUCCCCACAGAUAACAGUAGAAGAGUCGGUAACAUACUCAGCUUGGUUACGUUUGCCAGCACAGGUUGAUAGAACAGUCAGAUCUGAAUUUGUGAGAGAAGUUCUACAAAUGAUCGAGCUUGAUGAAAUCAAGGACGAACUAGUAGGCGUAUCUGGUAGGGGUAUAUCGACUGAACAGCGCAAACGGCUUACUAUAGCAGUGGAGCUUGUUUCAAAUCCAUCCAUAAUGUUCAUGGAUGAACCCACCUCUGGUUUAGAUGCCAGAGCAGCUGCAAUAGUUAUGCGAGUGGUCAAAAACAUUGUCAGCACUAGGAGGACUGUUGUAUGCACCAUUCACCAGCCCAGUAUUGACAUCUUUGAAGCAUUCGAUGAGCUUAUUUUAAUGAAAAUAGGAGGACAGCUAAUCUACAGUGGAGCGCUGGGUCAAAAUUCAAGCAAGCUUAUUGAAUACUUUGAGGGUAUUCCUGGGGUUCCAAACAUCAAAGAAAAUUACAACCCCGCAACAUGGAUGUUAGAGGUCACCGGUCCUUCUGCAGAAGCUAAACUUGGCUUAGAUUUUGCUCAACUCUAUAGAGAAUCACAUCUAUGCUGGGAGAACGAUGACCUAGUUAGAGAACUCAGCUUUCCAGCAGAAGGGGCAAAGAAACUACAUUUUUCUACUCGCUUUGCACAAAAUGAAUGGGAGCAAUUUAAAGCCUGCCUCUGGAAGCAACAUCUCUCCUACUGGAGAAAUCCACAAUAUAACCUGGGAAGAUUGACAAUUACUGCUGCAUCCUCUUUGUUAUUCGGAGCACUUCUUUGGCAGAAAGGGCAGACAGUAGAUAAUGAACAGGAUUUUUUCAACAUUCUGGGAUCAAUGUUUGUUUUGCUGCAAUUCAUGGGAAUAGGAAACUGCUCCUCUGUUUUACCCUGUAUUGCUUCAGAGCGGAAUGUUGUAUACCGAGAAAGGUUUGCUGGAAUGUACUCCUCAUGGGCCUAUUCAUUUGCGCAGGUGAUCAUUGAAAUUCCGUACAUAUUUCUUCAGGCAGUUUUGUUUUCGGCAAUCACAUAUCCAAUCAUAAAUUUCCACUGGACACUUUACCAAGUGUUUUGGUAUGUCUAUGCCAUGUUUUGUACACUGCUCUACUUCAGUUACUUCGGCAUAUUGCUUGCUGCUUUGACCCCAACAUUCCCAGUGGCUAUGGUCCUAGCCAGUUUCUGUUACACCAUGUUCAACUUAUUCUCAGGUUUCCUCGUGCCUGGACCGAAAAUUCCUAAAUGGUGGGUUUGGGGUUAUUGGAUUUGCCCUGUAGCGUGGUCCUUAAACGGUCUUCUCACUUCACAGUAUGGAGAUCUAAACAAGGUGAUAGUAGUACAUGGGGAGGAAAAGACCAUCAGUGACUUCUUAGAAAGUAUUCAUGGGUAUUACUAUAAUGAACUAAAAUAUGUCGCAACUGUUCUUUUGGCAUUUCCACUAGUUUUCGCUUUUGCUUUUGGAGUUGCUACAGAGAAGCUAAACUUCCAGAGGAGAUAAUUAUGUCUUCCACUUACUGAAACUGCAUGAGUGGAGUGCAUGAACUUCCCUGCAGUUCACUACAAAGCCAUUGCUUUCAUACUU